UGCUUUCCCUGAUCCCCUGAGCUGGAUGCUCGGGGAUCUUAGCAGAGUGGAAAGUCAUCUAAGAAGCUGCUGUUUCACAAGAUCUGGGCACAGAGCUGCCCCUCCCUUCCUCCCUGAAGUUUGCAUGAAGUGCACGUUAGGCUGUAAUUAGGGGAUCUGGGAGGAGAACUUUCCUGGUGACGCUUUGCUUUUCUUCUGCUCUUGGUGAGAAAGUGCCUCCUUCUUCCCAGGACCAGGACUUCUGCCAUCCAGCGCCACAAAGAGACAUUCUGCGCACGCACACGCACACACACCACACACACACUCUCACAGUCUCUCUCUCUCUCUCUCUCUCUCUCUCACACACACACACACACACACACACACACACACACUUGCCCAGAGACAAACUUAAGGUGAGGAGAAAGAGCGCUAGCUUCACUUGAUCUUCAGGCUCCAACCUCAACAGGACUUGAGAGCAUCUGAACUUCUGGAUUUCAGGACAAGUGAAGAAGAUUCCCUGGGUUAUAAAGAUGAAGAGGCUACUUCUUCUGGUGCUGAUUUCAAUCUGCUGGGCUGAUCAUUCAGACAACUACACUCUAGAUCAUGACAGAGUGAUUCACAUCCAAGCAGAAAAUGGCCCCCGUCUACUCGUGGAAGCAGAACAAGCCAGGGUGUUCUCACAUCGAGGUGGCAAUGUUACACUGCCAUGUAAAUUUUAUCGAGACCCUACAGCUUUUGGCUCAGGAACCCACAAGAUCCGAAUUAAGUGGACCAAGCUAACUUCAGAUUACCUCAAGGAAGUGGACGUUUUUGUUUCCAUGGGAUAUCACAAGAAAGCCUAUGGAGGCUACCAGGGUAGAGUGUUUCUGAAGGGAGGCAGUGAUAAUGAUGCUUCUCUGGUGAUCGCAGACCUCACCCUGGAGGAUUAUGGGAAAUACAAGUGUGAGGUGAUUGAAGGAUUGGAAGAUGAUACUGCUGUGGUAGCAUUAGAUUUACAAGGUGUGGUAUUCCCUUACUUCCCACGACUCGGGCGCUACAAUCUCAAUUUCCACGAGGCACAGCAGGCGUGUCUGGACCAGGAUGCUGUGAUUGCCUCCUUUGACCAGCUGUACGAUGCCUGGCGGGGCGGGCUAGACUGGUGCAACGCCGGCUGGCUCAGCGACGGGUCUGUGCAGUACCCCAUCACGAAGCCCAGAGAGCCUUGCGGGGGCCAAAACACGGUGCCCGGUGUCAGGAACUACGGGUUUUGGGAUAAAGACAAAAGCAGAUAUGAUGUUUUCUGUUUUACAUCUAACUUCAAUGGCCGGUUUUACUACCUGAUCCACCCCACCAAGCUGACCUACGACGAAGCGGUGCAAGCUUGUCUCAACGACGGUGCUCAGAUCGCAAAAGUGGGCCAGAUCUUCGCAGCCUGGAAACUUCUGGGAUACGACCGCUGCGAUGCGGGCUGGCUGGCGGAUGGCAGCGUCCGCUACCCCAUCUCUCGGCCGAGGAGGCGCUGCAGUCCCACGGAGGCUGCCGUGCGCUUCGUGGGGUUCCCAGAUAAAAAGCAUAAGCUGUAUGGUGUCUACUGCUUCAGAGCAUACAACUGAGUGUGCCUCUAGAGCACAUCAGUUUUAAAGUCAUUAAGAACAUGUGAAAGGUUUUUUGGUUUUUUUUGUUUGGGUUUGGUUUUUGUUUGUUUGUUUGUUUGUUUUUUCAAUACGAACUCGUGCAAGUUACCAAAACUGUGAUAACCCUUUUUUACUUACUGGAAAGAGUCAUUUUCAUAAAGACCAAUUCAUGAAUUUGUUUUUGUAAAGCUAUCAUUCAAUAUAUAUUAUAAAUUAAUAUAAUUUUAAGGGAAGCGCUAGAUAAGGAGGCUUUAGAGCCAAAUUGUUUAGGCUACAUCAUCCCGGUGAAGUAUCCUUUCAUGAACGGGGCACGCAAUAGCUUGAGGGUUGCGAGGGUGACGUUAAGGAAAGUGCAGCUACUCAGAGCAGCAGCUUCCACAAGCACAAAUUUUACACAUUUGUACAAUUUUGAAAUGCACUACAAUCUACAGAUUAGAGCAACGGAUUUGAAAUACAGGCUUCUUUACAGAAACUGAGAUUCCGAGAGGUUGCACAAAACUCAGUUUCACAAGGGAACAAUCUACACUUUUCUAAAAUAUGUUAUUUCAAGUCUCCAAUAAACAGAACGUUUUAGUCUUUAAAAUCCUGCCUUUUUGACCAAAAAAAAAAAAAAAAAAGAAAGAAAGAAAGAAAUUUAUAUGGACUCCAAUGCAUAGUGACAAGCACAGUUAAAACUCCUUAAUAACCCCAUUUAUAUGAAGUAUGAAACAUAAAUGAGCAGAUAAUAUUUAACCAAUGAGAGACUCCUAUCUUCUUUUAAUUGAAAUGACAGGUACCUGAGAAAAUCAUUAAAUCUUUUGAGUAGCUUUACCGAGUUAUAUUUAAAUUCUAAGGGCCGUCUGCUAAGCAGCAUUAGCAUCUACUCAGGGCAGUUAUAUAGAUAAACUGCUGGACAGAAAAAUUGUAAAAUUUAGCAGCUUGAUUUUAUGUUAGCCUAUGAAAUAUAUUGUCCUAUAAAAAUAACUUUAAGCUAUUUAAUAUUUCCUUCUUAUUUACCUUACAGGAAAAAAAUUUAAACCACAAAAGAAAUGAGUAACUCAACACUUGCCUAACCAACAACAGACAACCAAAUAUAGACCCAACUUUCAAAAUUCCCAUUAUUCUUCUUUGUAUAUACUAGAAAGCCCAAAUGGUGCCUGUGUGUGGGGAAACAAGAGAACAAAGUCGUUCUAAACCUUCCUCCAAAUAGAAAACGUGGUCAGUGAUGUCACUUUCCUUCAUUAGGCUUAAAUGAAAUGCAGAAUCUCCCAUCAAAGAGUUUACACUAAAAUCUUCAGGGCUUUAAAUGAAAGGGUAAGGCCAGCUUUAGAAAAACAACUUUAGACAUUAGCAGCUCCAAUAUUAAAUAAAGCUCUGUUUUCCUAUAUUUUUAUGACUGUGAGACCCCGCAGGGACCAAUAUUUGUAUUCAAAUUACAUUUCAUGGUUUCCCAUUGUUUCACAAUGAGUUCUAAUAAAUGGGAUUUAGUAUAAUAAUCCAAGUAUGACAUAGCUGGUAUGCUUUCAUGAAUGUUUUUAUGUAGAUUUUCCUCCCAUGAACAUGAGUAAAUAAAUCUGUUUCCUGAAUUGAUUGUGGUUGCAUUUAAAGCUCUGUAAUAAUUCUAAUAAAUUUACUCUAUAGAGGUACAUGUGUGGAAGGUAUAGAACAAUUGGAAGUCCAUGAAACCAUAAUUAUACCCAUACAUUAUCUAGAGAAAAUAUUGUAAAUAAAAGUAGAUCAUUUCUUUUAUCGAAGCAUAUCUGGGAAAUUUCAGAUGCUUCAAUAUUAAAAGAGGAUAGUGUAUGCAUGCACAUUUUUACAUUAGGUUGGAUAUGCAAAUUGUACAAAAAUAUAAAUCCAAAGAGGUCGUAAAAUUUAACUCAAACACAGCUGAUACAACUAGCAUUCAAACUUCUAAAUUAAAAAUACCUGAAUGAUCUAGGGUAAGAUGAAUACAUCAUUUAAAGAGGGGACCAUCUCCAAAACAGCAACUUUAACACCUCAAAUAUGGGGGGUAGCAUAUUGGAGGGAGACCAUGUGUGAAUGAUUAUGACCCACAUUACAAGAAUUUUAUUGGAAAUGCAAGUGGGAACACAUUUCUAUUGAAGCAGGUAUAUAAUUUUCAGUUAUUGCUGCAGAACUCUACCUUUAUAAUAUUAAGCAUAGUAGGGUUUCUUAACUUUUGAACUUACUAGUAUUGGAAUUGGUGCUGUUCAAAAUCUCUGGAGUGACUGUUAGCUAAUUAAAAUCUAUACUGAUUGCACACCAUUUUUCCAUGCUUAUUAAAAAAAAAUCUUAACGGAAUGAAUACUGCUGGGCAGAAUUUUUAUCUUCUAACUUCCCCCAAAGGAUCAGAGUCCCCUUCCUCCUUUGGACUCCUUCCUAAAGGAGGGUUUUUUUAAUGUUCUUAUUUUACAGUUUUUCCAUCAAUGUCUCUUUUCCUACUUCAUUCCCCAAGAUAGCUCACUGAGGAUUUCUAAAAAAGAAAAGCUAUCCUAAUACAUAUAAUUCCUAAAAGAAAGUCAGUAUAGCACUGACGAAUUCAGAAAUUACUCCUCAGACUUGGGUUCCAAGAGUACCAGAGGGAUGAGGUGGGAGUCUCAAUUAGGAAAUUUUGUUUUGACCAUUUUGUCCAUAAUUAACAAUCGUGGCCCAUACAAGGAACAAAGCUGACUUGCAAAUUUCAAUGAGAUACCUACAUUUGAGAACACCAAACAAAAGAAAUGAUUUGCAUGGAAAGAGGGAAUGGGAAUGAAAAUAAGUCAUAUUAACACUGGAAACCAUCUUUAAAUGACUGCUGCCAUAUUUUAUCAUGGUAAUCUUUAGUCAAAUAUGGUAUUUGUAAAUUUGAACGUUCUGUCAUAGAAAGGGGGCCGGUACCUAUGUUUAAGCUUUAUUUUAUGCAAUAAUGUAGUUGCUUAUUAUUUUGGCAAUUAGAAGUAGACUCAAAGGAGAUUCCAAUUUGGUUGCUGGCAGCCAUACUGGGUUUCUUCAGAUCAGUGCUCCAAAGAAUACGGUGGUCCCAUAGAGUAGCUGACCACUAAGGAGGAGAGAAAUAAAAGGGAAUUAUCUAUCAGUUUUCAACAAAGAAUGCAUCAAGAAUGAUCAAUGGAAAACUGACAGAGUUGUGUUGAGAAGUGAACUGUAUCAUAGCUCACUACUGCCAGAGCAGCAAUGAUGUACAACAAAAGAAAUAAGAAAUUCAAGUCAUUAAACCACCUGAUUAAAAGAAAAACCAGUAUUUAAAGGCAUUUAAUACCUACUGAGUACAAAUCUGAGGAGAAGAACCAAUCUGUAUUAUCCCCCGCAAAAUGUUUUCAUUUUCUGUAAGAUACAAUGAACUGGUAAACAAACAUUAAAAGUCAAUUUUGUGUU
Mustela erminea (ermine) is the source of this 4949-nucleotide messenger RNA. It is a transcript of the gene HAPLN1, whose product is annotated as hyaluronan and proteoglycan link protein 1. Bases 513 to 1574 code for a protein of 353 amino acids. Gene Ontology annotation, biological process: cell adhesion. Gene Ontology annotation, molecular function: hyaluronic acid binding. The transcript is spliced from 5 exons. NCBI's taxonomy places the organism in Eukaryota, Metazoa, Chordata, Mammalia, Carnivora, Mustelidae. The record is from RefSeq and is a predicted model, not a curated record.